AUGAUAGGGUGCGUACUAUUUCCUGAUGCGAGCAAGACUCUCGUACAUGCACGAUGGCUGCCACUGCUGGAGGAUUUUGGUGUAUGCGGGGCACUAUCGUGGGGCAGUGCGGUGUUGGCAUAUUUGUAUCGAGAAUUGAGUAGAGUAUCUCUGAUGCAGAAUAAAGAAUUCAAGGGAUGCUGUACGUUGAUACAGAUUUGGUCAUGGGAGCGCAUUCAUAUUGGACGACCCACUUUACUUAUGCACCGUGACUUAGAGGGGCAGUAUCCGUUGGCAUACAGGUAUAACGUGCGAUACGCUCAGUACAAAUCAGCGACGCGUCACCGUCAGUUUUACCGAAAUGAGCUUGAUGGCCUCCAGCAUGAACAGUUCAAGUGGAGACCCUAUACACCGCCGGAGCUCGAUAUACAUUCUCUUGCACCUAUCUGCCGAGAUAGUCCCGGCUUGUGGAGAGCCAGAGUUCCAUUGAUCUGUUGGGAGAUCGUAGAGAUGCAUGUACCGGACCGUGUGCUACGGCAGUUUACACUCUCUCAGCAUAUUCCAGAUCCUGUCGAGCAGAUCAAUCGUCGGCGGCGCCCUACAUCGCACCGGACUGACUGGGCCGUAGUCCGUGCGGACUACAUAGGCAGGUGGGUUCAGAGGUGGGAUUGCAUACAGGAUACGAGGCCCACAGCUGUUGACUAUACCACGUAUAUGCGUUGGUAUUGGGGUAUCACACGUAGAUGGAUCACGCGUGACCCACAGCCUUUAGCUGGACACAUGCCACGCCCACCGACAGAUAGUUACAUCCCUAGUGGGAUGAACGAGAGAGAUUACGUCCGUGUUUUAGAUAGCAUUGAUGCUGAUAUUGAUGCGCACGUGACUGAGAUUCAGGAUCAGGUGGCGUUAGGUCUCCUCAGCAGGAUCAAGAAGAGCAUAGCGCAGGUGUUCCAUAAGACUCACGUCGACGAGUUCGCAGGCCGUGAGGACAGGUCUCGCUCAUUUGGACGGGCGUACGCUCGACGUCGACGGCCGCGUAAAUAUACAAAACCUGCACAGAAGCUGUGCACGCUGGGUGACCUGCAACUUCACGGGAGUUGA
Molecule: messenger RNA, 1080 nt
Organism: Asparagus officinalis (garden asparagus)
Lineage: Eukaryota; Viridiplantae; Streptophyta; Magnoliopsida; Asparagales; Asparagaceae
Product: serine/threonine-protein phosphatase 7 long form homolog
Exons: 5
Coding region: 1-1080 (359 amino acids)
Biological process (GO): meristem development; meristem maintenance
Source: RefSeq, a predicted model, not a curated record